CCCCCUCAUCAUGUAAUGAAUAAAACGACGCCUUUGCUUCCUUUUUAGGCUUUAAUCAGAAAAUUCUCGAUCACCAGAUUCAAUCCCCCCAAAACCAUCCCGAUUUGGCGAUUUCUUUACCCCAAUUAACCAGACCAUUACAUACACCAUUUCCAUAUCUAUACAUCUAUAUAAAUCUAUAUCUAUAUAAACCUUCCAAUUAAUCUACUCUAAUUUCCCCCCUUUUUUUAAUAACCCUAACCCUAACAUUUUCCGAUGGCCAGCGAUAACGAAGACCGCAAGCACCGUCGUUCCUCAGACGAGGAAUCAGAAGAACCCUCAAAACGCCGCAAGCACCGCCACCACCACCGUCGCCGCCAUCAUCGUCAUCACAGCCGGAAACACGACGCCGGUGAUGAAGAAGUUUCCGAUAUGGCGCCGCCUCCUCCUCCUCCGCCGGUUGAAAAUUCGCGGCCGGAUUAUGAUAUGGAGGAAGGAGAGAUUGUUGAAGAUGAUGCUGAAUCUGGUGAAAUCAAAACGGAAACUGAUGGCGAUGGGGUAGUGCCUAAUCAUAGUAUUAGUUCCUUUCUGAAUGACGGGGACCAUGAAAAGGAUGUGUCUAAGAUACGGGAAACUGUUGAUGAGGAGGAAAACCUAUCUGAGGAGCAUAAUGAUAAUGGGUAUGUGAGAGCCGAGUCUCGUAAAGGAAAUGGGUAUAGAAAGAGUCACUAUGAUGAUGAUUAUGAAACGAAGGAUAGAAAGAAAUCUCAUUCUAAUGAUAACCAUUUGAAAGUAUAUAAAGAGUCAUCAAGCAAAAUCUUCAAUGAAAGGAGGACAGAAGAUGCUGCUGCUACAAGUAGGUCUAGGUCUCAUGAACAGGGUAAGGACCGGUCUCGGUCGCGAUCUCGGAGCAUUCCUCGUGGAGCGUCUCGUCUUGAGACACACAGAGAGGAGGUUGAGUAUUAUACAUUCAGGAAACAUGGUAAAGAUGGUGAUCCUGAGAGAACUAAGAAACUCACAAAGGAUUAUCCACAUGUUAGUCGCGAUUCAGUUAGGGAUAGGGAACGCGAGCGUAGUUCUAGCCGUAGCCGACACAGCCAACAAGUAGAUAGGUAUCACAGUCGAGAGCCUAGAGAGAGAAUUAGAGAAGGAAGCUGGGAUGCAAGAGAUAGAGAUAGAUAUAGAGAGAGGGACUUGAAAGAGAUGGAUAGGGAAAGGUCCAUAAAAGAUAGAGAGAGUGACAGAAGAGAGAGGGAUAGCCGGCAUCGAGAGCGGACGAGGGACAUAGAUUCGGAGAGAGGAAUUAGUAGAAAUAGAAGAAAUUAUAACUAUCAUGAUGCGACUGAUGGUCGUGGUAGGGGCAGUGAAUACAAAGAUCAUAGAUAUGAAGAAACAGAUUACAGAGACAAAUCUAAGAAAUAUGAAGCACAGGAAGCUGAUAGUCUUAAAGCAGAUGAAGAUACUGGGAAGAUUAAAAGGGAGGAGGCUGACGAAGAGUUAUAUCAAGAAAGAUCUUCCUUGCAAGUUGAAGAAGAUGAAGAAGAAGAAGAUCUCAACAGAAUAAAGGAAGAGAGUAGAAGGCGUAGACAGGCUAUCCUUGAAAAGUACAGGGCUAAGUCAGAGCCUCGCUCACAGGAUAUCGUGAAAGAAGAAUUGGAAGAGCCUUUGGAUUUUGUGGAUGCAGCUAAAGUAAAUUCAGGCAUUCUUGAUAGUCACGGAGAAGGGUCUGAUACUAAUACUGGGGACACACCAUUUUCUGUUGGGAGAUCACCUCCCCAAAAUGGCAAUUCUGUUGUUGAAAGGACCUUUGGUACUGGCGGACUGGGAGAGGGUACCCCAAAGAGUGAGAGAUCAAAUGGAGAUGGAGAUUCGCCACCCCGAGUUCGUGUAACGAACGAGAGAUCAAAUGACAUGUUCUCCGAUGAUAUAUUUGGUGAAUCACCAACUGGAGUACAAAAACAUUUAUGUUCGCAGGGAAAAGGUGAUGGACUGGCUAUUCAUAUAAGUGGCCUUCAGGAUAACUGGGAUGAUGCAGAAGGGUACUACAAAUAUCAUAUGUUUGAAGUACUUGAUGGUCGUUAUAAAGUUGAUGCUGCUCUUGGUAAAGGUGUUUUCUCAACAGUUGUUCGUGCUAAAGAUCUCAAGGUUAUAGAUCUCAAGGCUAAGAAUCCCAAGGCUAUAUCUAGUGAUCCAGAAGAAGUUGCAAUAAAAAUCAUACGCAACAAUGAUAAAAUGUAUAAAGCUGGCCUAGAAGAAUUGGUGAUACUGAAGAAGUUGGUUGGUGAGGAUCCAGAGGAUAGACGCCAUUGUGUUCGGUUUCUUUCCAGUUUCAAGUACCGGAACCAUCUUUGUUUAGUUUUUGAAUCUCUUGAAAUGAAUCUUCGUGAAGUAUUAAAGAAGUAUGGUCGUAAUAUUGGUCUUAAACUAACUGCUGUAAGGGCCUAUGCUAAACAGCUCUUCAUUGCUCUGAAACAUCUUAGAAACUGUGGUGUCCUUCAUACUGACAUUAAGCCUGAUAACAUGCUGGUAAAUGGCGCCAAAAACGUUUUAAAGCUUUGUGACUUUGGAAAUGCUAUGUUUGCUGGGAAGAAUGAGAUCACACCGUAUCUCGUAAGCCGCUUUUAUCGGGCUCCUGAAAUAAUUUUAGGGUUGACCUAUGAUCAUCCUGUCGAUAUGUGGUCGGUUGGUUGUUGCUUGUUUGAGCUGUAUACGGGUAAAGUCUUAUUCCCAGGUGGUACAAACAAUGAGAUGCUUCGUUUUCAGAUGGAACUCAAAGGUCCUUUCCCCAGAAGGAUGCUACGGAAGGGAGCAUUCACCGAACUUCAUUUUGAUCAAGACCUUAACUUUGUUGCCAUAGAGGAGGACCCUGUUACCAAGAAGAUUGUGAAGAGGCAGGUUAACAUUAGGGCAACUGGUAUCAGUUCCAUUUUGAGGAGCUUCCCUGGAGAGGAUCCAAAGAUGGUAGCCAACUUCAAGGAUCUUCUUGAGAAGAUAUUCAUGUUAGAUCCUGACAAGAGGUUAACUGUGCAACAGGCACUGGGUCAUCCCUUCAUCACGGGCAAGUGAUAAUGAUGCUGGCUGAGAGAACUGCUGUUGUAUUUUAUCAUUUAUGAUAUAAAUUUCAUUUCCUUCUCUAAUCAUUGGGCAUUUAUCUGUCUUUAUCUAUGUGAUGGCUUAAGAACUUCGGACACACUUCCUGACAUGGCCCAAGUCAGCAGAUGACCUCGUGGCGGUUCUUUCCGUGGAAUGUGUACUGUUCUAUUGAAUCCACCAGUGCUAUGAGGCCAUCAAAGCAGUGCUUUAGAAUGUUUAAAGGCACUUUGGAGAAGAAUAUAGGUGCAAGUGUUGAACUAUAUGAUAAACAAAUGGCUUCAUGCCUUCUUUUUGAUAUAUUUUUUGCGACAUGUUAGGAAAUCUUGUAGGUGACAUAAUGCUUUUUCUUGAUGCUAGUUAAAUAAUUUGAUACAUAUCUAAAUCCCUAUUCUAAUAAAACUCUAUUCCGCCUGAUUUAUGGUUUGGUCAAUCUGGAUGAUCAUGCAUGGAGAUAUGUUGGCUGGAGCUUCAAACCUUGAGCACAUUCAGGCAGUCUGUCGGCUUCUCUGACUUUUACUCCUGUAAAUAAAUUGAGGUGGCUUCAUUUUGGCACGGCCAUUACACUGUUUCACAUGGAGCCAAACAUGGGUUGUUUGGUUUAUGUAAGCAUCCAAAGAAAAAGGUCAUGAAAGAUCCACGUUCAUCUGAGCUGCUAGGUGUUAGUGUACUCAGUGGGUAUGUGCAGGUUCUCAUUUGUUAGUAUUAUUAUUAUUUAUUAUUUUGACAAGGUUUCCGGUAUACAGGGUUUUUUUUAACUAUUCGACUUGAUAUGCUAUUACCAUGUUUCUACCAUAUGGUUUUCAUUUGAUGUGCCUUGUCAAAACUUGCCCUUCAAUGCAAAAUACCUGCUGUGUUAGCUUACAUGAACGUGACUGCCACUAUCUGAUGAUGCAUUGGUGAAUAUGCAUUGACUUGCAUCGGAGAAAGACUGUGUUAUAUGAACUGGUAAAAGAACUGUAACAUGGAUUCAAAUAAAGAGAAUUUGAAGUGAUGUUUGGAUGUUUUCCAGGUUUGUUGGUUAAAUAGUAUACUCAUUAGACGAGGCUUGAUCUCAUUUGUUACUUCCAUAGUUCCAUUAAAGGUAACGAUUUUUCUGCUCA
Messenger RNA from Erigeron canadensis, 4172 nucleotides. Its product is annotated as serine/threonine-protein kinase prpf4B-like. Gene Ontology annotation, molecular function: protein serine/threonine kinase activity; ATP binding. The record is from RefSeq and is a predicted model, not a curated record. The coding region runs from base 256 to 3045 and encodes 929 amino acids. Gene Ontology annotation, biological process: peptidyl-serine phosphorylation; mRNA cis splicing, via spliceosome; peptidyl-threonine phosphorylation. Lineage: Eukaryota; Viridiplantae; Streptophyta; Magnoliopsida; Asterales; Asteraceae. The transcript is spliced from 17 exons.